AGCAGAGUCAAAGUGAGGAGACGGAGCCAUGCCGCAGCCAUCUCUCUCGGCCACAUUGUGAAAUAGCGCGCAACUGCCCCCUCCCUGCGGCCACCUCCCAACCGCCAUAACCUUCACUUCCGCCUCCACCUCCACCUCUCUCCCAAAUCCCCAUUUUCCUCCUUUCCGCCAUCAAAACCCCUUCGCCUCUUCGAUUCAGCCCACAAAAUCGAGCAUCACCGACUGCGAUUUAUCAGAAAACCAACACUAAUCACUACCUCCACGACUUUCUACUCCCGAAUCGCAUCGCAAAUCGCCGUUGACUGUUCCUCACGACGACGCGGUUUUCUUAUCACAUCGUGCAUUCCAUAACCCCAGAAAAGGGUCAUGGAUCCUGGGGAUAGCAACCCAGAAACCAGACAAGGAAUUCCACUUAAUCGAGCUAGGAGUUUAGGCUCUUCAUUUAGGAGAAGCUCUUUUAACUCUUCUUGCGAUCAGCCUCCUCCAACUGAUCAUGAUGCUGAACGUGAGAGCGUUUCAGAAGCGGGGGACAUUGGGGAUCGUGCUCUUUACAGCAAUAGAUUCAGUGAUAGUGAGCGCUUUAGCUUAUCUCUCGAUCGUGCUUUGGAGAAUGGUGCAAUUGCCCCAAUCCCAGAGAACGCCUUCGUGCAAUCCUAUGGAUUUCGAGGUCGUGAAUCUGCAACAGUUAAUACUCCUGCUUCUCUUGUGCCACCUCAAGCUGAGGAAAUCGUGUCCACUCUUGCAAACUGCCCCAUAGAUCAUUCUGAAGACACAAAGCAAGAAAGCAAGAGGAAGUUUUCAAGGCUGUUGGAGUAUGUAACAUGCCUUGUUCAUCUUGCUGUUUUUGGAAUUCUUGGGGUCUUGACAAGAUAUGGACUACAGAAGUUGUUUGGCCCAGAGAAUGCAAACGUGACGAACAAUGAGACGAUUCUGUAUCCAGAUCUGCCUUCCAAUAUGGUGGGAUCAUUCUUGAUGGGAUGGUGGGGUGUUGUUUUCAAAGGAGACAUUUCAGGCAUUUCAGAUUAUCUAGCCAUUGGAUUGACGACCGGUUACUUGGGAAGCCUAACAACAUUCAGCGGAUGGAAUCAGAAAAUGCUGGAUUUGAGUGUCGACGGCCGCUGGCUCUUUGCCAUCCUCGGUUUCCUCAUAGGCUUGUUUCUGGUGGCCUACUCCAUAAUCUUCGGAAUAGAAACAGCAAAGGGCUUCCGAUGGAUUAUGAAAAGAAAAAACAUAACCUGCAGCUGGUGCUUGAAAGUGGACAGCUACGAGCGUGACUUAGCAGCAAUGGUGGGGUUUUCACUGAUGCUGAUUCUAUUAUGGAGCCUCAGUGGGAGCCUACUAGAGAGAGAUUUCAGCAGCGAGGCGGCGGAACUGUGGGUGGGUUGCCUGGUGGGGCCAGUGGGGGUAUGGGCGCGGUGGUUCUUAGCCAGGCUAAAUGGGCGGGGAGUGGGGCGUAAAGGGCGGUGGAAAUGGGUGCCGAUUGGGACUCUGAUGGCGAAUGUUUUAGCGGCGUGUGUGAUGGCGGCGCUGGCGACGGUGAAGAAAGCUGUGAAAACGGAGAAGGUGGAGACUGUAGCGAGUGGGGUGCAGUUGGGGCUGUUGGGGUGUUUGAGCACGGUGUCGACGUUCAUUGCAGAGUUCAACGCGAUGAGGCUGAGCGAGCAGCCUUGGAGAGCCUACGCGUAUGCGGCCCUCACGAUGGCCAUUUCCUUCGCAUUAGGCGUAUUGAUUUACUCUAUACCCGUCUGGACCCAGGGAUUCAAUACUAAAAUGUUGUAAAUCCCCAUUAUCAUAAUUCAUAUGAUAUUAGUACUUUAUAAUUUAUAAUUUUAUUUUUUAUGCA
Molecule: messenger RNA, 1843 nt
Organism: Cucurbita pepo subsp. pepo (vegetable marrow)
Lineage: Eukaryota; Viridiplantae; Streptophyta; Magnoliopsida; Cucurbitales; Cucurbitaceae
Product: camphor resistance CrcB family protein
Biological process (GO): fluoride transmembrane transport
Cellular component (GO): plasma membrane
Molecular function (GO): fluoride transmembrane transporter activity
Source: RefSeq, a predicted model, not a curated record